CAGUAGCUUUCUUUUCAAUGUAUUUUGUUUUAGAACAAGCAUCAUAUUUCGAAUCUUCCAAAGCACCUGUGAAAAAGAAAGCUGCAAUUCUAUUUCAAGAUAUGACACGGGAACAGUACAUAUUGGCCACACAACAAAAUAAUCUACGAGCAGAAAACACUCAGUUUUAUCCAGUUGGAAUUUAUGGAUGGCGGAAGAGGUGCUUGUACUUCUUUGUGCUACUACUGUUGGUUACCAUGAUUGUUAACUUAGCAAUGACAAUAUGGAUUUUGAAGGUUAUGAAUUUUACAGUGGAUGGCAUGGGAAAUUUAAGAAUUACCAAAAAAGGAAUACGACUGGAAGGUGUAUCUGAAUUUCUUCUUCCAUUGUAUGUGAAAGAAAUUCAGUCUAGAAAGGACAGUCCACUGGUGUUACAGUCAGACAGAAAUGUAACAGUGAAUGCAAGAAACCAGAACGGCCAUCUAACAGGUCAAAUGAUAGUAGGUGCAGAUGCUGUGGAAGCUCAGUGUAAAAGAUUUGAAGUUAGGUCAAAUGAGGAUGGGAGGAUGCUGUUUUCAGCUGAUGAGGAGGAAAUCACUAUUGGUGCUGACAGACUCAGAGUCACAGGAACAGAGGGAGCUGUAUUUGGCCAUUCAGUGGAAACACCACAUAUACGAGCUGGACCUUCACAAGACCUCAGACUUGAAUCUCCAACAAGGUCACUAACAAUGGAGGCACCAAAGGGAGUACAAAUGAGUGCUGUAGCUGGAGAAUUUAGAGCCAGCUGUAGAAAAGAGCUUCAUUUACAGUCUACAGAUGGAGAGAUAUUUUUAGAUGCAGACAGCAUCAGAUUAGCAAAUUUACCACAAGGCUCUUUUACACCUUCAUCUCCAAGCUCAGUAGGCCCUCGACAGACUGUCUAUGAGCUGUGUGUUUGUCCUAAUGGCAAACUCUACCUUUCUCCAGCAGGAGCUAGUUCCACAUGUCAAUCCAGUAGCAACAUCUGUUUGUGGAGCUGA
Molecule: messenger RNA, 998 nt
Organism: Bufo bufo (common toad)
Lineage: Eukaryota; Metazoa; Chordata; Amphibia; Anura; Bufonidae
Gene: SGCZ
Product: sarcoglycan zeta
Exons: 8
Coding region: 18-998 (326 amino acids)
Biological process (GO): cardiac muscle tissue development; heart contraction
Cellular component (GO): sarcolemma; sarcoglycan complex
Source: RefSeq, a predicted model, not a curated record